Messenger RNA from Rhodotorula toruloides NP11, 1521 nucleotides. Its product is annotated as MFS transporter, allantoate permease. Bases 1 to 1521 code for a protein of 506 amino acids. Gene Ontology annotation, molecular function: allantoate transmembrane transporter activity; dipeptide transmembrane transporter activity. NCBI's taxonomy places the organism in Eukaryota, Fungi, Basidiomycota, Microbotryomycetes, Sporidiobolales, Sporidiobolaceae. Gene Ontology annotation, cellular component: plasma membrane. The record is from RefSeq and is a predicted model, not a curated record. Gene Ontology annotation, biological process: allantoate transport; transmembrane transport; tripeptide transport. The transcript is spliced from 10 exons.
AUGUCUUCCGAGCGCGGGUCCGACAUCGAGAAGGACCAGGACGGGCAGAAGGACGUGAUCAUUACCUCGGUACAAGGAGUCGAUGCAGCUGCCUUGGCGACAGCGGCCGUCGCAGGACAAGCUAUCGACCCGGCAAAGGCUCGUCGCCUCGUUCGCAAGAUUGACCUGAACAUCCUGCCACUCAUGUGUCUGGUUUACCUAAUCCAGUUCCUCGACAAGACGAGCUUGUCGUAUGCGAGCAUCAUGGGCAUUCGCAAGGACAACCACCUCACCCUCGGACAGUACUCGUGGUUGUCGAGUAUCUUUAACCUCGCCUUCCUCGUCGGUGAAUGGCCGACCAACUACGCUCUCCAGCGCCUUCCCCUCGCCAAGUGGACCUCAAUCAACGUCAUCCUGUGGGGUGCUGUCCUUGCUUGCACUGCUGCGACCAAGGACUUCUCCGGUUUGAUGGCCGUUCGCUUCUUCCUCGGCCUCCUCGAGUCGUGCGUUACGCCUGCAUUCUCCUUGAUCACCAGUCAAUGGUACAAGAAGCACGAGCAAGGCACUCGAACGGGCAUCUGGUUCAGCAUGAACGCCCUCGCUCAAAUUUUCGGCGCCGUCCUCGCUUGGGGCUUCGCUAAGCACGACAUGGCGGGCGACUUCGGCAUUCCCGGCUGGAAAGUCCUCUUCCUCUUCCUCGGCGGCAUCACGAUGGCCCUCGGCGUCCUCCUUCUCAUCUUCCUCCCCGACUCGCCGCUCAACGCUCGCUUCCUCUCCAAGGAAGAGCGCGUCCUCGCCGUCGAACGCAUCCGAUCAAACAACAGCGGCAUCGGUAACAAGAAGUACAAGUGGUACCAGGUCCGCGAGGCGCUCCUCGACCCGCUCACCUGGCUCUACUGCCUCUACGCCGGCGCAAUCAACACUCUGAAUGGCGGCAUCACCUCAUUCUUCAGCAUCCUCAUUUCGAGCCUCGGCUUUAACGUGCUCGACUCUCUCCUGUACGGCGCUCCCGGCGGAGCGGUCGUCGUCAUCGCCGUCCUCUUUUUCCUCUGGCUCGGCGACCGCAUCAAGAUGCGCUGCCUUUGCGGCAUGAUUCCCCUCACAAUCGGGCUCGUCGGCGUUCUCCUCAUCUGGCUGUUGCCCUUCCACUACAAGGUCGGACGACUGAUCGGCUACUACAUCUCCGGCAUCGCUUCGGUCGGAUUCAUCGUUGUGCUGUCGUUGAUCGGCUCCAACAUUGCUGGAUCGACGAAGAAGUCGACUGUGCUGGCGCUCUUCAUGAUUUUCUACAGUGUCGGCAACCUGUGCGGACCCCAGACUUGGAGGGCGAAGGACGCGCCGCGGUACGCUCCUGCACUCGCCACAGCCGCCGCCGUCAUCUCGUUCGGAAUCCUCGACCUCGGCCUCAUCUGGUUCCUCAACGCGCGCGAGAACCGGCGGAGGGACAGGAUCAUGUCAGCGCCGGACUAUGUCAAGCAGGAGAACAUCGAGUUCCUCGACAAGACCGACAGGGAGAACGUCGCCUUCCGCUACGUCUGCUGA